This is a messenger RNA of Exophiala spinifera, 2322 nucleotides long. RefSeq lists its product as uncharacterized. Gene Ontology annotation, molecular function: zinc ion binding; DNA binding. Gene Ontology annotation, biological process: DNA-templated transcription. The transcript has 4 exons. Bases 1 to 2322 code for a protein of 773 amino acids. The record is from RefSeq and is a predicted model, not a curated record. NCBI's taxonomy places the organism in Eukaryota, Fungi, Ascomycota, Eurotiomycetes, Chaetothyriales, Herpotrichiellaceae.
AUGGAUCAUCAGAUGCUCCGGAAUGGAUUCACUCACACUCCGCCAGACAUGGCCGUUCCGAUCACUCCAAUGAUGCCCAACAUAUCCCAUAUGGACAACUUUAUCCACAUGCAUGGUGCUGCGUAUGACCAAGACGGUGAAAAUCAUUUCUUGGCCAUGGGCAAUGUCCAUGCAAACAUGAUGGACUUUGACGCCAAUAACGUCUUGGAUUUCAUGUCGCCCCCUCCGGGCAUACUUCACGAUCCUAGCGAACCAUUCUUCGUGAAUGGAAAGAUGGGUACGCACACCCCUGAUCAUAUCCCAUUUCCCAUGCAGAUGCAUGAAGGGGCCACGCCGUUAGGUUUGCGCCUGGGUUUGGAAAGUCCGCAGCAUCUGUCACAUCGACCUCCGGUUGGGCUUUCUCCUUCCAGCUCCUCGUCAACAAGUGGCCUGCAGGAACCGGACGCCGUGCUAGCUGCACAUCAAGCCUGGCCAUUUUUCCAGUGUAGUCGCGUAGAAAAGGAUUCGGCCUGUGCUCCUCCCAAGACUGCUGCCAUAUACCUGGAAGGUCUUGCUCAGACGCUUCGAAACCAGGCCACCUGGACUGCAUGGGCAUCCCAGCUUGAUGAAUCCAUUCUCGACAUUUCAACAGAACGGAAAAUUGCCACUGAGCCGAUCGUCGGCUGGUCGAGAGAAAAGCUCCUCGCAAUCACUCAAGGAUUCCUCCACAAAGCCUUGGACAUCCACAAGGCAGACCACGCCGCACGAGAGGAAACACCGUCGAGUCCGGACUCCAGUCGAGAUGCUUUUCUUAUGCUGCCACCUCCAGAUGUGAUGCAGUACUUCUUGAGAAGUUAUGUUGUCCGAUACGAGCCGUACUAUUCUUCGGUAGCUGCAGGCCGAUUAGACCCCAACAGCCUGAUGCAGUCAAACAAUAGCAAAGCUGCCAGCCUCCUCAUCCUGUUGAUGGUCGCAUCCGGAGCUUCAGCAACCGCCACCGUCGAAGCCCGAUACGUCACAAGCGGUCUGACCGAGGCCUGCAGGAUAUCCCUCUUUGACACAAUCGAAAAGGAUGUCCUCCAAUCGCGAGAAGUACUGGUUCUCCGAUCCGCCUUGCUUUUCACCUGCCUUGCAGCAUGGUCCGGCGACAAGUGGCAUAUGGAUAUGGCCAUGGGUCAGCGCGGAAUGUACCUGGCGAUGCUGGCACAUUCUGGAAUGCUCGAUGCUGACGAUCUAUCUAUCAAUGUCAGCCAGUGUAAGCACGAAGCCGAGAAGACCUGGGAAGAUUGGAAACAGCACGAGGCCAAGCGGAGACUUGCACACUCUUGGGUCACUGUCGACCAAGAAAUGAGUCUGUUCUCAGACACGACCCCUUUGUUGUCUCUGGUGAACCUCCAUGCCCCCAUGCCAGAUUCUGACGACCUGUGGCACGCCGAGUCUGCUGAGAGUUGGUUGGAUCUCUUUCAGAAGGUCCAUAGUCCCACGUACCAGGCUCCUGCCUCGCUUCGUGAUUUCUUCACAAGUUUCGUGGAUGGUGAAUUGGCAGGCAAAGAGUUAUCUCCCACCCAGCUUCGAUUGCUCUUGCAUCCUCUCCAAGCCCAGGUCUGUCAGCUGCGUCAGUUCAUUGCUUGCUUACCAGAUGGCGGUAGCCAUGCAAAGGGAUCACGCUCCAUUUCCAAAGCGGCUUCCAAAGCACGACUAGAAGAGAUUUCCUCGCUGUUGCAACAAUGGUAUUCGAUUAGCAAGCAGAGCUUCUCCGGCAACACGGGCACCUGCUGGACGACUUGCGCGAAUCUCAUCAUGUACCACCUGAUAUCUUUGAAUGCGAUCACCAGCUUCAAAGACAUUGAGCAAUUUGCACGGCGAGACGUCUCCCUGGGACCAUUCCGAUCCGCUUCAUGGCUCCAGAUGCGGUGCAUAGACCAACCUGAGGAAGCAUACUUCCAUUGUGGCCAAAUACUGCGCCUGAUCCGUUCAAUGCCCCAUCCUGUGCGACCUCCUUGGUGGGCCGGGGCAAUAUAUCGGGCUGCAUUGACUGGUUGGGCUACCAGCAUGGCAAGCGGCAACGCGCGGUUCUCCCCAACGCAGUCUCAGGUAGAACCCGAAAGACCUUUUGCUAUCGACGAUCUUACCCCGGAGACUGAAGCCAUUAGUCGAUACAUGAAAUAUCAAGAAGGAACACCAAUGCUGUCGCGAGCCGACGGGACGUUGGCUCCUCUUGAGAUUCCCUCCAACAUUCUUGAACACUGCAUCGAAGUCCUGGAUGAUGAUUCGUCGAUGCGGCUGGCUGAAGGCAUCAAACGAAAACUUCGAGUGUUCCUGGCUAGCUGGAAGGACGUUUGA